GAAGGCCUUCUGUCCUCGCAUCCCGCACCCUUCCAUCUCUCUCUCUCUCUCUCUCUCUUUCUCUCUCUCUCGUCUCUUCUCUUCCCUUUUCUCUCUCCUCCUUCCUCACUCUCACCCUGCCUCCAGUGUGUAUAGGACUCCUCUUCCUCCACAGACUCCUGUCAGGUCUGCAGCAGCAGCAGCAUCAGCAUCCAAGUCUUUUGGGAGCAGGACAAAAAAAAAGAAGCAACCAGAAACCAUGCUGACGUUUUUGGCACUGGCGUCUGUUGUCCUCCUGGGAAUAGUGCCUGAACAGUCCCAGGCCAUAGUGAUUUACACCGGCUGGGAGCGCCAUGCCCUGGUGGGCUCCGACAUCCGGCUGUCUUGUUCCUUCUUCUCAUGGCGCUGGACCUCUGAGGACGUCACUUUCUCCUGGACGUACAGGCCUGACGGUUCCCGGGACAGCAUCUCUAUCUUCCACUACACUGGUGGUGUUGCCUACGUUGACAACAAGGGUCCAUUCAGGGACAGGCUAGAGUUUGUGGGGAACCCAAGCCGCCGUGAUGGCUCCAUCCUACUCAAGAACCUGGACUUCAGCGACAACGGCACCUUCACCUGCGACGCCAAGAACCCCCCUGACAUAGUGGGCCGGCCCUCCAGCGUCCGCCUGCUGGUUUUUGAGAAGGUGCCCAUUCAGGCAGGCGUGAUCACAGGAGCCAUCAUUGGGGUGGUGCUCGGCCUGCUGGUGCUCAUCGUGGUAAUCUACUACCUGAUGAGGUUCCUGGUGGCACGCAGAGUCUUCAGCCUCAGUGUCAGCAAACAUGGCAAGAAAAAGAAAGAGGGAUCACAGCAGAGACAGGGCCCCGCACCUCCCGCCGCCGACCCCUCCAAGGUGAAGGCGGCCACCUCGGAAAAGAAGAAGCAGGAGUCACGCAAGGAAAAGAAAUAGGAUACGGGGAGGGGCUGGGGCGGGCUCGCCGGCCGGCUGCUCCAGCCCGUGCGCCAUACGGUGGCGGUGGCGAAGGCUUGGCCCAGGCAGGAGAAGCAGCAGCAGCAAACCGUGCUCACUAAAACAAGGGUGGGGGAGGGAGGCAGUGAAGAAGGGGGUCGGGUGCUGAUGACCAUCGAACUGGAGCUGACCCGCAAAAACGGGGAGGAGAAGCCUGGCCAGGAGGGCACUGCCAGGCCCCAACCCCGUGGCUUGCUCUCUCGUCUCGCCAACCGGCUCACGUUUAAAUAAGUAGGGAUGUGGAGGAGGGGAGGGCGAGGAGGAGGAGGAAAAAGUGGGGGGUGGGGGGGUGUUUAGCUUACUGUACUUCCCCGCAACUCCAACCUGAGUCCCCGAGAAAUGAGUCCAAUGAUAUCUGCCAUCGUCACAGGCUGAUGACGCAGGGGCAGAGAUCUAAGAUGUGGUGAUAAUCUCUUCCACCAGCCGGCACCCCGACGACUUCUGUCAGGUCAUAAGAUAUGCCAUUUGAAGCAAGACCCAAAGACUGCCUGGGUUUGAUAACAAAAUCUAAAAAGCUGCUCCCCCGGUUUGCCUUUCUGGUUCCUUUCAUUGUGAUCCUAUCCGGUGAAAAAAAAGAAAAAAAACACGCUUUCUCCAAGUGCAUCUGAUACGCAUCACGAAUCUCCCAGCUGUGGGGACAAGCCAAUUUGCUUUCUUUCGGAGGCAACGUGUCAAACUCUAACUUCCCCCCUCACUUUCUUUUUCCUCUCUCCUCUAUCCCAUUUCUUGCUCCUUCUCUGUGAAUUUCCUGACUUUUCUUGUUAAUUCAAAUUACAGAAGUGAUUUAUAUGCUAACUGCUCUAUCCUGUCUCUCUUCCUCUGUCACUUCCCUCCCCUUCUUUUUUCUUUUCUUUUUCCUGUAGAUAAAGGUCUGACUUCUCCAUGACUGCCUCCACUCCUCUAGUCUGCUCCCUCCUUUUCUGCCCAGCCUGAUGCAGCCCCCAUUAUUUCCCAUUAUCUCUUCUCUUUCAAGGCAGCAUUGGCUGUAAGAAUUGUCUUGCUAUAUCAGUGGCAACAAUGUCAAAUAAUUUUUACAACGCCUCAUCAGAGACCCCGUAUUCACUCAUUGGGCAAACUGUAAAAGUGUUUAAGGCCUAACUGCACACAUUACUUCCUUAAGAGGAACCUGAAAGACAUCCCCUCGUGUUUAGAGUUCCCUGAAUCUUCCCUUAAUGUUUACGACUCAGUUGCACACGCUGAGUGGAGCUGUGAGUGCACUCUGGACUUCAGAUAGAGAAAAAGCAAGGCAGAGAGGGAGAAGAGAAUGAUAGUGGGAGAGAAAUAUGAUUCCUGCCCUCAGCCAGCUUAGAUAGAGGUUCAAGCCCUCAAGCUCGGGGUGAUUCAAUCCUCUCACAUUUGAGCUAAUGGAGGUUGUCGCUGUGUCCCUGCCCUGGCUAAAUGGGGCUAUUUCUGGCGCUAUAAGAGUGUACGGGCUUACUGUAACAGCUGCACAUUUUUCAGCCAUCAGGAGGAGGGUGGGGGGAUGGCGAGCCGGGGAGGGAGGGGUGGCCCGCUGUCCUGCUGUUUGUGCCUGAGUCGUGUCCGCUGCUAACUCGACGGCCGGCGACUGACAACCGAGAAUGACGUCACACGGCCCCCACCCCCUCGAGGGCCGCCGGACGCUCUCAGGAGUCUUGACCAAAGGGGCUUACCAGGAGGAGGUGCAGCUUUUUUUAGGUCUGGUUAAUCCACCCGCACGUUUUCUCCCCACCAACCCAGGGCUAAUUAUUUCAGCGCGUGCUGGUAACAAGAUAUCUCCUUCUCCAUCUUUUCCUGUCCUCUGCUGUCUGCGCUCUCUUAUUAUUCACUCUACAUCUAUUCUCCCAUCUCAGGACUCACCUCUUCCAAACAACAGUUUCUUUUCGUUCUCUUUGUCCCUUCCUUUAUCUCUUCCUCUUCCUGUCGUCUGGUGACUCGGCUCUGCGUUAUUCCCCUACAGAAAAGGCCUCUACACAAUCCACUCCACUCUUUAAGCCUCUUCUUAUCUGACUGUCAGCCCUACAGCUCAAUGCUCUCCUCUCUUCUUGUCCUUCCUCACAUCCUUCUCCUCCUUCUUUUUCAAAACUCUACGACAGAUUCUCCUUCCCCUCCCUCCAUCUUGCCCAAUGAUCGACAGUUGCCCUUCAAAUGCCACCUCCCUCAAAGGCAUGCCCCCUCCUUCAAACCCCUUUUACUUCCACAUUUCUGCUGGUUCGAAGGCUGAAAUGCUCUCCUCCGCCUCUUACCGGCAAUGGAAGGAAAUACAUGGGCAGAUAUCCCAGCCCUGUCGCCAGAAUAAAUGUUGGCCAUUGUACCUAUACGCAAAGCCAGAAAUAUAUAAAUAUAUAUACAACAUAUAUAUUUAUAUGUGAACCGAAAAUGUGUUCCAUAUCAACAUUUAUUCAUUAGUGUAUUUACUUUACAGUGUUUUGACUGAUCCCAGGUUGGUUAGGGUUAGGAAAAGAUACAAGAGCUCAUAAAAAGUCAGUGAUUUAUUUAGUAACGUCAAAAACCAAACCAGUCUUUUCUUAACCUGCACCAAAGUGCCUUCAUUCCGUAUAGAUUUCAUAUAGGUGCGAUUUAAAAAAUGAGUCAUGAUCUUUUUAGCUAAAUUUCCACCAAGCCGGUAUCUUUUCCCAGCCUGAACCAAAUGGCUUUUCUUGUUGAUACCUGAAAAAGUCUGCAAAGAUGAAAGAAAUGUUAACGUUAACUUGGUCUCUCCUAUUAUACCCAUCCAAAUGCACACAACACCUUGUGUUAGCAUUAGUGAUCAGUAUUAGUAUUUGCACAGAACAGACACUCAGUACAGAAAAUCCCUGUCCGAUGAGGAAUCGAAUAUGGAAAUAUUGAGUCCUGAGUCUUUUUAUCAAAGCGCUUUUAUUGUCAAAGCUUUAGGGGUGCAAAGUCAGGCCUUUAGUGCCGUGGUUUUCAUAGAUGUAAAAUCACAGUCCAUCCACCACAACCACUUGUGUCAAAAGGAGUAUUUUUGGUUCACAAAUGUUACAUUACUCGUGUCCAUGGUUCACAAUGCCAACAUUUUUUUCCUGGCGAUUGGGUUGUAAAUCCACCUUUUUGUUCUACUGAAGAUGCCAAACAGAAACUUAUAAUCUAGCUAGCUCGUUUCCAAUUGCAGAUAUGUUUUUAUGUAUAUGUGUGUCUUGUUUAAGAGUGUUAAAAAUGAGAUUUGAUAUAAAGCAACAACCUGUACAUCACCCUAAGUAAAGCCAAUAAUAUUUCUAAGACAUUGUUUUACGUGUGCACAAGAAGACACAUGUAGCAACAUGUCUAUCAAUACAGGACAGAAAUGUAAUGGAAUAUCCUAUUGUGUUUCUGACCUUGCGUGUUAUGGAUGGUACUGUGUGGCUGCCUCUUUGGUACGUGUUUUGUUCUAUAGAAGAAGGGGAAUUGAGGUUGUUGUGCGGUGAUAAAAGAGAAGAUGAGAGCAGAUAAGAGUCUGGUUAACCUCAGAUUCAGAGCGAGGUGGCUGGGAAGAGGAAAAAAAAUGAUGAGGGGGUGGGAGGAAGGUGUUUGCUGUGGGAGAGAGCUUUGGUGGAAGAGACUUAUCUGGUGUGUGUUACGCCAAGCCAAAAAUCCAUAUGUAUCACUACAGAUAGAGCCUUCUCUUCCCCACAGCUGUCUUUUAAGGGUGCGCCUUCCCCAACCCUGAGCCAAAGAUGGAUUGCGAUCUACGCGCUUGAUAUGCAGGGUGGAUAGUGUCGACUUGAAUGUUCCUUUAAAAUUCAUAACUGGAAUGGAGGUGCUAAAAUCCACAACUUUAUAACUGGAGAACUGUUUCACUAGAAGCUGUUUAACUAUCCGUUCACAUGGAUUAGUUUGAAUGUUUUCUUCUUUUUUUCAGCAAAGCCACACAGACACCUGAUAUAAGACAAACAGCACUAAAAUAACCUAAAAAGAUGUUUUAUUUGUAUGUAUUAUGAACUGUAUUAGUCAUAGUUGCACUGUUAACACCUCUUUAUUUGAAAAUGACUGGAGCUUCUUACAUUUUUUUUUUUUUUACAUUUAUGUUAAUGCUUGUGAUAAUUCCAGAGCACUAACAACAACUUUUGAUGACUCUGUGUAAUAUGUUGUAAAGAGAAAUAAAAAUUAAAGCCCCAGCGCAGCUGUUGUCAACACAACACACAGUA
Sphaeramia orbicularis (orbiculate cardinalfish) is the source of this 5112-nucleotide messenger RNA. RefSeq names its product myelin protein zero (gene mpz). The coding region runs from base 239 to 928 and encodes 229 amino acids. The transcript has 6 exons. Gene Ontology annotation, cellular component: plasma membrane. Gene Ontology annotation, biological process: myelination. The record is from RefSeq and is a predicted model, not a curated record. NCBI's taxonomy places the organism in Eukaryota, Metazoa, Chordata, Actinopteri, Kurtiformes, Apogonidae.